This is a messenger RNA of Gossypium arboreum, 1350 nucleotides long. RefSeq names its product COBRA-like protein 1. The transcript is spliced from 6 exons. Lineage: Eukaryota; Viridiplantae; Streptophyta; Magnoliopsida; Malvales; Malvaceae. Gene Ontology annotation, biological process: cellulose microfibril organization; plant-type cell wall cellulose biosynthetic process. The record is from RefSeq and is a predicted model, not a curated record. Bases 1 to 1350 code for a protein of 449 amino acids. Gene Ontology annotation, cellular component: plasma membrane.
AUGUCAUUCCAAAACCGAAAGGACUUUCCAUUUUGCUUUAAUAUGCUUCCGGCCUUCAAGGAAUCUUCUAAUUGGCUAUCUGGGAUUUGUCUUUUAAUAUCCAUUUCUGAUUUCUCCAAUGAUUCUAGUUUGUCCAAACCCCAGCAUUGUGAAAGUGAUGAGGAUUUGGGUUUUAACCAGAUGGAAUCACACCAUUUCUACCUUGCAUCAAGCAAUUGCUAUGAUCCUUUGGAUCCCAAUGGCAACAUUACAGUUACUUUUGACAUUAAUCAAUGGAUACCAGAAGGCUAUGUGGCAAGGGUAACAAUUCAAAAUUAUUAUCAAUAUCGCCAUGUUGAUAAACCUGGUUGGAAAUUGGGUUGGACAUGGGCCAAGAAUGAGACCAUCUUGUCUAUGGCAGGUGCUUUUGCUACUAAACAAGGGAACUGUUCAUCGUUCAAGUUCCAAACACCGCCGCACUCUUGCGAGAAAAGCCCUGUCAUUGCUGAUCUUAUGCCGGAUGAGUUAUCAGAAAACAUGCCAGAUGGUUGUUGUCAUGGUGGUCUUCUUGCUGCUUGGGCUAUCAAUCCUUCUAAGUCAUUCUCAUCCUUCGAAGUGACGAUCGGAAACUUAGGGGCGAAUCCGAAUGUGCAGGCACCAAUCAAUCUUACUUUAAUGGCUCCAGGCCCUGGUUAUACUUGUGACUUAAUUGAGGAUACUGAUCCCACAGUUUAUUCUGAUAUUGGGGGUAAAAGACAACUCCAAGCUUACAGAACUUGGAAAUCAACAUGCACUUAUUCCAGCUUUAUUGCCAAUCAAGCACCUGUAUGCUGUGUUUCACUCUCCACAUUUUACAAUCCAAAGAUCACAUCAUGCCCUACUUGCAGCUGUGGAUGCAGAGAAGCAGAUAAAAACACAGUUUCAUGCAUAAGAGAAGGUUAUAGUGCACCAGAAUCCGAUUCAUUUGAUAAUAAUGAUAUAGUUCAGUGCACUGACCAUAUGUGCCCCAUUCGAAUUCAUUGGCAUAUAAUGACAAAUUACGUUACACAUUGGAAAGUGAAGCUGACCAUCUCAAACUACAAUUAUGAAAGAAACUAUUCAAACUGGAAUGUGCUAAUUCAGCAUCCUGGUUUCAGCCAGAGUACAACUGCAUAUAGCUUUAACAGUACAAUGCUUCCCUCUUUUGGAUUUUCAGGUACUUUCAGUUUACAAUACUGUUCCAAUGGCCAGGAUUCAGACAUAUCUCCCGCUUCACCUCACGUGCCAGGGUUUUGGCCAUCAUCCCUUUUAGGCUACAUUGAAAGUCCUCUUUGGGCACUCACAAGCCCCUCAAGCCUUCUUCCCCAGUUAGAACCAAAGGCUCUCCAUUAA